Neoarius graeffei (lesser salmon catfish) is the source of this 2299-nucleotide messenger RNA. RefSeq names its product tripartite motif-containing protein 16-like. The record is from RefSeq and is a predicted model, not a curated record. Gene Ontology annotation, molecular function: zinc ion binding; protein binding. Lineage: Eukaryota; Metazoa; Chordata; Actinopteri; Siluriformes; Ariidae. Bases 103 to 1800 code for a protein of 565 amino acids. The transcript is spliced from 6 exons.
CUCACACACACACAUGCACAGAAGCAGGAAGUGACUCCUCAUUUCAGAGAAAACAAAACUCAGUCUCUCUCUCUCUCUCUCGCAUUGUGUGAGUUCAAGAAAAUGGCCGAAGCCAGUAUUUCAGUAGAUCAGGACCAGUUCCUCUGUUCAGUGUGUCUGGAUCUACUGAAGGAUCCAGUGACGAUCCACUGUGGUCACAGUUUCUGUAAGGUGUGUAUUAAUGACUGCUGGGAUCAGGAUGAUAAGAGCGGAGUUUAUCGCUGUCCUCAGUGCAGAGACACUUUCACACCAAGGCCUGUUCUACGCAGAAACAACAUGCUGUCUGAAGUGGUGGAGAAACUGAAGAAGAAGAAGAAGGCUGAAGUCCAAGCUGCUUCUCCUGCUCACUGUUACGCUGGACCUGGAGAUGUGGAGUGUGAUUUCUGCACCGGGAGAAAACACAAAGCCGUCAAGUCCUGUCUGAUGUGUCUGGCCUCCUUUUGUGAAACUCAUCUGAAACCUCACUAUGAAGUUCCUUCCUGGAAAAAGCACAAGUUAGUUGAAGCUUCUGGAAAUCUACAAGAGAAGAUCUGCUCUGAGCAUGAUAAAGAACUGGAGAUCUACUGUCGUACUGACCAAAGCUUCAUUUGUUAUCUGUGUAUGACGGAUGAACACAAAAGCCACGACACCGUCUCAGUUAAAGCAUACAGAAGUGAAAAACAGAGUGAGUUAAAGGAGGAGCAGAUGAAAUCCCAGCAGAGACUCCAGGAGAAGCAGAAGAAGGUGCAGGAGCUGAAACAGACUGUGAACACUAUAAAGCACAGUGCACAGACAGCAGUGGAGGACAGUGAGAGGAUCUUUACUGAGCUGAUCAGCUCCAUGGAGAAAAAGCGCUGGGAGGUGACGGAGCUGAUCAGAGAUCAGGAGAAUGCUGAACUGAGUCGAGCUGAACGACUCCUGGAGCAACUAGAGCAGGAGAUUGCUGAUCUUCAGAGGAGGGUCACUGAGCUGGAGCAGCUUUCACACACACACGAUCACAUCCAUUUCCUCCAGAGUUUCCAGUCUCUCUGUGUCUCUUCUGGACGUGAGGACUCACCCAGCAUCACUGUCAAUCAACAUCUCUCAUUUGAUGGAGUGAGGAAAUCUCUCUCUGCUCUGAAAAAGAGACUCGAGGAAUUCUGCCAGGAGGAACUCAUCAAAAUCUCUGAACAUGUUGAAGACGUUCAGAUUUUACUCUCAGAGCCAAAGAGCAGAGACGAGUUUCUGAAAUAUUUCUGUGAUCUGACUCUGGAUCCCAACACAGUAAAUUAUUACCUCAUUCUGUCUGAGAAGAACAGAGUGGUGACGCUCAGUGAGAGAGAGCAGCCGUACUCUGAUCAGCCAGAGAGAUUUGACCCCUACUGGCAGGUGUUGUGUAAGGAGAGAGUGUGUGGAUGCUGUUACUGGGAGGUGGAGUGGAGCUCUAAGGGAUGUGUGUUCAUAUCAGUGUCAUAUAAAGACAUCAGAAGGAAAGGACGGGGUAAUGAGUGUGUGUUUGGACGCAACAAUCAGUCCUGGAGUCUGCAGUGUUCUUCUUCUUCUCUCUCUUUCUGGCACAACAGCAUUAAGACUGAUCUCAGAGUUCCAUCCCCCUCCAGAAUAGGAGUGUAUGUGGAUCACAGUGCAGGAACUCUGUCCUUCUACAGCGUCUCUGACACGAUGAAGCUCCUCCACAGAGUCCACACCACAUUCACUCAGCCUCUAUACGCUGGGUUCAGGCUCGAAUGGUAUUUUAGGGUAAAUUUAGUCCCAACUGUGAGGUUGUGCGAUGCAAAAAAAUAAUGAGUUUUUGGUGUUUUAUAGUCACUAAUUUGUUGAUUAAAAAAGAACUCCAUGCACAUUUCCUUAUUGAUCCUCAAUUGUGAAAAAAAAUACGAACAUUAAAUCAUUAAAAACACUAAAUGUUAAAACUGCAUUUAGCCACAGUCUAGAAUCAUCAGUUACAGAUAUAAAGGAAAUGAAAUUGUAAGAUCUGAAUGUACAGCCAAUAAAAUAUAAAAUCUCUACUGAUUUCUGAAAUUAGUGCAGCAAAAUGCCUGAACUUUCUCUAAAGUCUGGAUUUAUUGGGUUUUAUGUUUGUAAUUGUAAAUAUAAUAAUUUGUAAUUUGGUAAUAAUGGUUUGGUUAAAAUGUUUACUGACUCUAAUAAACCCUUAAAAUGUGGAUGUUUCGCUCAGAAAUAUUUCAUUACUAAUAACCUGUUUUAGUUCUCAGAGAAAUCUGGUUUGUUUUUUCAUGAAGAUGGAGACCAAAAUAAAGCUUUCCAGGAAUUUUCAGGAUCA